This is a messenger RNA of Cebus imitator (Panamanian white-faced capuchin), 3578 nucleotides long. It is a transcript of the gene METTL4, whose product is annotated as methyltransferase like 4. Gene Ontology annotation, cellular component: cytosol; RNA N6-methyladenosine methyltransferase complex; nucleus. The transcript is spliced from 8 exons. NCBI's taxonomy places the organism in Eukaryota, Metazoa, Chordata, Mammalia, Primates, Cebidae. Gene Ontology annotation, molecular function: site-specific DNA-methyltransferase (adenine-specific) activity; RNA methyltransferase activity. The coding region runs from base 781 to 2136 and encodes 451 amino acids. The record is from RefSeq and is a predicted model, not a curated record.
UUGCCGGAACUUUGCGUGCUGGUCCCGCCCAGCCGCUCUUCCCAGGACACUGGCGUCUGUGGGCCAGCGUAGCUGUCCCUACGAAGUCUGGUACGUCCGCUAAAUUUAACUCUGAAGGUCUGUGGGCAGCCUGAGUGCGGAGGAGCGGCCUGAACACUCCACCUCCCCCUGGAAACGUUUUUCCGUAAAGCAACAUGGCGGCGCCCAUGAACUCUUAGAGAAGGAGAAAGCUUUUUUUUCUGUGUACUGAAAGGGACGUUUUUCAUGAUCACUAUUUAGAUGGGUGCUGUUUUCAUGAGGAGAGUCUGGGAAGGCGGCGUCCGCUUUUCUGACAAGGGAAGCGGUGAGCACACUUUGUUCUUUUAAGGAUUCAAUGACUCCUGAGUUGGAAGAUGUGGACCUAGUUAGACCCAAGGAACAAAGCAAGAAGUCAUGUGGGACCCAGGAAGACAGGAGGACCCAUUGGAAUUCCAGAAACAAGAUCAGGUUUUAACCCCCUUUGGCCAAGUUGGCUGAAAAUGUUGAAUUAUCAACUCAGAAAUGAAAAAGAAAGUUUAUAUUAAAACAUUGCAAUUUUCUUAGAAUUUCUGUAUAUAUUAACAUUUUGUGAAUGCUAAAUUCUCUUCAGUGUGCCUGUCUGGUUUACAUACUCGUGCAUCGAAUCUAUCUGUGUGUAUGAAGUAUAUGUUUGUUGAAAUAUAAGACAUUUAAGAAGCUGAUCUGGAAAGUUGGAUUUUACUUCUAGUUCCUAACUACCAGGGUUUUUUUUGAAGGAAGGGAAUGUCUGUGGUACACCAGUUGUCAGCUGGAUGGUUACUGGAUCAUCUUUCUUUUAUCAACAAGAUAAACUAUCGACUUCACCAGCAUCACGAACCUUGUUGCAGUAAAAAUGAGUUCACUACUUCUGUCUACUUUGAUUCUCUUCAAGUGGAUUCUGUGUCCUCCUCUGGAGCGUGUGCUACAUUUAUUGCUUCGGACUGUACCACCAAGCCAGAGAAUGAUGAUGGAGGAUAUUAUGAAAUGUUCACACAAAAAUUUGUUUUUCGACCUGAAUUGUUUGAUGUCACCAAACCUUAUAUAACUUCAGCUGUUCACAAAGAAUGCCAGCAAAGUAAUGAAAAGGAAGAUCUGAUGAAUGGUGUUGAAAAAGAAAUCUCCAUUUCUAUUAUUGAGAAGAAGCGUAAAAGAUCUGCUGUUUUCAAUCAAGGUGAAUUAGAUGCUAUGGAAUACCAUAGAAAGAUGAGGAAGCUGAUUUUGGAUGGAUCUCUACAAUUAAUCCAAGAAGGUCUCAAAAGUGGUUUUCUUAAUCCACUUUUUGAAAAACAGGACAAGUGUAGUAAGCCCAUUAUUUUACCACUUGACACCUGCAAUUUGUCAGAAUUAUGUGAAAUGGCAAAGCAUUUGCCUUCUCUGAAUGAAAUGGAACAUCAGACAUUGCAAUUGUUGGAAGAGGGUACAUCCGUUACUGAACAAGAUUUAUUUUUACGAGUUGUUGAAAACAACUCUAGCUUUACAAAAAUGAUUACUUUAAUGGGACAGAAAUACCUGCUGCCACCGAAAAGCAGUUUUCUUUUAUCUGACAUUUCUUGUAUGCAACCACUUCUGAACUGUAAGAGGUACAGUUAUUUGUCACCUCUGCAAAUAAAACAAAUACCAAUCCCUAAAUUGGCUGCUCCAAACUGUCUUGUUGUUACUUGGGUGACCAAUAGACAGAAGCAUCUAUGUUUUAUAAAGGAAGAACUUUAUCCCUCUUGGUCUGUGGAGAUAGUUGCUGAAUGGCACUGGGUGAAAAUAACCAGUUCAGGAGAGUUUGUGUUCCCAUUAGAUUCUCCACACAAAAAGCCUUAUGAAGGUCUCAUACUGGGGAGAGUUCAAGAAAAAACUGCUCUACCAUUGAGGAAUGCAGAUGGAAAUGUGAUCCCUAUUCCAGACCACAAACUAAUUGUCAGCGUGCCCUGUACUCUUCACUCACAUAAGCCACCGCUUGCUGAGGUUUUAAAAGACUACAUCAAGCCAGAUGGGGAAUAUUUGGAAUUGUUUGCUCGAAAUUUACAGCCAGGUUGGACUAGUUGGGGCAAUGAAGUUCUCAAAUUUCAGCAUAUGGAUUACUUUAUUGCUCUGGAGUCUGGAAGCUGACUAUGAUCUUGUUUAAGGAAUUGGUUUCUUCAUUGUUUCCUCACCACUUUUCCAUUAUUCUAACUCAUUUUUUAUUUUGUUACCAACCCAUAUGCUUAGAAUAUAAACAGGACUUGGUUUUUCAGUAAGGGACCAGAAAUGACUAGCCUUUACGUAAUUUUGAGGUGGAUUUUACUUGAGUUGCACUAAUCUUCUAUGUUAUUCUAGAUUAUACAAAUUAAGUGGUAAGCAGUUAUAAAGAUGGCAAGACCAUGCUAUUGAAAAAGUUCAGAAAACAUACACCGUGGACCAGAGAUCAUAACUGUAUCUGUGGAUGUGUUUUGUGUGGCCUGUAUGGUAUUGUAAAAUACAUUUAGAACCAUCAUUCUAAAAAAUGGGAAUAUUUCACAUAAAAGUCCAGAUUUCUGCUUCUUUGUAAACAUCAGAGGCUCUGGCUACACUGAGGCCUCUGUUUUUUCCUGACAUUAGUCUGCAGGACCUAGUGGUGGUGGCUGACUUGGGAAGAGCCUUGUGCUCUCCACUUUACCACAGUACCACUGCCGCCAUGCUGCUCCCUUAUAUCAUCCACUUGGCCCUUGUAUGACCUGAAUUUGCAACCUCUGCUGUACUAUUAACAUUCUGGAAAAAAUAUUCAAAGACCUGCCAAGUACUGCAUUUGUGUACUGAUUUUAUACACCAUUUCCUUAGGGGUUUAAAUUGCAUUCAAGGUCACCUUCCAAGCAUUUUCUCUUCUAGGAGAAAAUGAAAAGAUACUCUUUAUAAUAAACAUGUCAGCAAAAACUGUGAUUGUGAAAAAAAUAUUAUUUGCAGAUUUUCUACAAAUAAUGUCUACCAAGUAAAAUAAUUUGACUGAAAUAAUUCUUUGAAAUGCAUAUUGAUUUGUUAUGUAUUAACUUUUUAGAUAUGGAGGUAUAAUUUUCACAAAAUAAAGUUCUCCAAUUUUCAGUGUCGAAUUCAGUGAUUUUGAAAACAUAUAUACAGCUGUCUGUCUGCCACAGUGAUCAUGACACAGAACACUUUCUUCACCUCAAAAACUUCUCAUUUGUCCUUUUGCAGUCAAUCCCCUCCUCCUAUCCUUGGCCCCUGGCAAACAGUGGUUUGCUUUCUAUCAUUAGUUCUGCUGUUUGAGAACUUCAUAUAAAUGGAAUCAUGCAAUGUUUAAUCUAUUGUGCCUGGCGUCUUUCACUUAGUAUUUUGAGAAAGGCAUUUAUACUAUUUACAGAUUGUCGACAAAUAUUUAUCCACUAAGUAAAAUGUUAGGCUGAAAUGAUUCUUUGACAAGCUUGCCAAUUUACUGAUUUUGUCAAGGAAAAAUAUGUUAUUUUUGAAGUUUGUUCAUCCUUUGAGUGCAUGAGUAUAGUAUCAGAGGCUUAAUUUUGUGUUUAUGGAUCUAUUCUAACUUAUUUAAAACGAAAAAGGUAUUAAACUUGAAGCAACUUCUC